AUGAUCAUCAAAUUCGAAACCAAGUCCCAAAGAGUCAAGGGUUUGAGUUUCCAUCCGAAGAGAUCAUGGAUUUUGGCCAGUUUGCACACUGGUGCUAUUCAAUUGUGGGAUUAUAGAAUGGGUACCAUGAUUGAUUCGUAUCACGAACAUGAAGGCCCUGUGAGAGGAUUAGAUUUUCAUAGCACUCAGCCACUUUUUGUUAGCGGUGGUGAUGAUUAUAAAAUCAAAGUUUGGAAUUAUAAAUUAAGAAGAUGUUUAUUCACGCUUACAGGACACUAUGAUUAUGUAAGAACAGUGGAAUUUCAUCGCGAACAACCUUGGAUUAUAUCAGCUUCUGAUGACCAAACAAUUCGUAUUUGGAACUGGCAAUCACGUACUUGCAUCUCAGUCUUGCCAGGACACAAUCACUAUGUCAUGAGCGCUUCCUUCCAUCCUAGACAAGACCUUGUCGUCUCAGCUUCCUUGGAUCAAUCGGUGCGAGUGUGGGACAUUUCCGCUCUCAAACAAAAGAAUGCCAAUGUUGGAACAAGCCCUGGUGAUGAAUUUCUCAAGUUUACACAAUUAAAUCAAGAGUUUUUCAACUCUGGUGAUGCCAUGGUCAAAUAUGUUCUUGAUGGGCAUGAUAGAGGUGUAAACUAUGCCGUCUUCCAUCCAAAGUUGGAUUUAAUUGUUUCUGCCUCGGAUGACAGAACUGUAAGAACUUGGAAAGUGAGUGAUCAAAGAGCUUGGGCUGUCGACACUUUUUCUGGCCAUACUCACAAUGUUUCAUGUGCAGUUUUCCACGAAAAGAAGGACAUGAUAAUAUCUGCCAGUGAAGAUAAGACACUUCGAUUUUAUGAUAUUUCAAAAUCUCAAUUUAUCAGAAGUUACAAGAGAGAAUACGAAAGAUUUUGGAUUUUAGAUGUUCACCCAACUCAAAAUCUUAUUGCUGCAGGUCACGACGGUGGCUUGAUUGUUUUCAAACUGGAAAGAGAAAGACCAGCUUACCAAAGUGUAAAGAAUGUUCUCUACUAUAUGAAAGACAAGAAUAUGAGAGAAGUCAAGAAUGGUAAAGAUACUCCUGCUGCAAUUUUGAGAAAGUCAUGGCCAGGAGCAAGCAGAAACAUGUACUUUGACCCAACCAUGUCAUUCUGUAUUCUUACUUCUGAUCAUGAAGGAGGAACCUAUGAAUUAUUUGAAAUUAAGAAAACUUCAUCUUCCUCGGAGGAAGUUCAACUAAAGAAUCCUGUUAGAAAAGGCAAGGCGCUCUUCGCUGCAUUUGUUGGAUUGCAAAAAUAUGCAACAUUGGAUCCAAAAGAUAAGAAAGUUUUCGUUCAUAGCACACAAUCAGAUAGAACCAAAGAACUUAAUCUCACUAUUGGUCCUGUAAAGAGAAUCUUUUCCGCUGUUUCUGGUAGACUCCUUAUGACCACUGAUGACAAAGUUCAUUUAUACGAUUUGGAGCAACAAAAAGUUAUAUCCAGUGUAAAUGCAGCUGGAGUUAAAUUUGCAGUAUGGUCUGACGAUAACACCAAAGUUGCACUUCUCGGUAAACAUAUGAUUACCAUUUGUGAUAGUAAGCUGGAUCCAUUGUGCAGUGUUUUGGAAACUAUUCGUAUUAAGAGCGGAGCUUUUGACAAGGACGGAGUUUUCAUUUAUACCACCUUGAAUCAUAUGAAAUACUGCUUACCAACUGGAGAUUACGGAACUAUUAAGACUUUGGAGCUUCCUAUUUAUAUUUCUCAUGUUGAAAACAAUGCCGUAACAAUCAUUGACAGAGAAGGUGUUGUGAAGGUUAUCACAAUAGAUUCAACAGAGUAUCGAUUCAAACUUGCAUUGGCUCAAGGACGAACAGGUGAUAUCAAGAAGAUUAUUGGUGAAUCAAAAAUUCUUGGAGAUUCAAUUAUUGCCUACCUUCAACAAAAGGGCUAUCCAGAAAUUGCCUUGAGAUUUGUUGAAGAUGAGGUUACCAAGUUUAAUCUUGCUCUCGAGUGUGGUGACAUCAAGACUGCCUCUGAGGUUGCCCAAAAAUUGGACAAGAAGGAGUGUUGGAACAGCUUGGGUCUAGAGGCUUUGAGCCAAGGAGAUGUUACAGCAGUUGAGAAGGCCUACCGAAGAACAAAGAACAUUGAGAGAUUGUCUUUCUUGUAUACUGUUACCGGAUCUUUGGAUAAUCUUAAACAGAUGCUAAAAAUUGCCAACAACAGAGGAGACAUCAUGUCCAGAUUCCACAACUCUCUUUUCUUGGGUGAUGUAGAGGAAAGAGUGAAAAUCCUUCAGCAAGUUGGACAAACAACAUUGGCAUAUAUUACUGCAAAGAACCACGGAUUGGAGAGUUUGGCACAAGAAAUUAGAAACACUCUUCCAGAAGAUUUCAAAGAACCUGAGUUCGAUUUCAAGCCAUCCUUGUUCCUUCCUCCAGUUCCAAUCCUUCCUGGUGGUAAUUGGCCUCUUUUACACACUCAAGAAGUUGACUAUACUGAUGUUGGAGAAGCAGUUACUGAAUUGGAUGAAUCUCAAUUCGACCAAUUCGGAGAAGGAAUUGAAAUUCCUGGAGCUACUAAUGGUCAACCAAGUGCUCUACAACCAACAAAGAAAGCACCUGCAGUCUCUGAACUUGAUGAAACCGGUGAAGAGAUCAACGUUGACGCUUUUGAUCUUAUUGAGAUGCCAGCAGAUGCUCAAGUUUCACUCACAACAUCAUCCAAUUUUGUUGCUCCAAAUACCGGAAGAAACAUUGUAGAUCUAUGGCCACUCAACUCUCAAUUCCCUGGUGAUCAUAUUGCUGCCGGAUCCUUCGAGUCAGCUAUUGAAAUUCUUCAAAAAGCUGUCGGUAUCAAGAACUUUGCUCCUCUCAAAGAACUUUUCCUCUCCAUCUAUGCUGGUUCCAACCUAUUGAUGCCAUCCACCCCUAAUCAACCAAGUAUUUACAUUCCACUUCAAAAGGGCAGAAAUGAAAAUGAAAGAACAAAAGAUACUGCUCUUCCAAAGCUUGCCGUACCUUCUCUUUCUGAUUUACAAUUGCAGCUUAAGGAUGCACUCAAGACUUGCUCUAAUCAAAAUACCAUGCAAGCUGGUGUGGAUAUGCUUCGUGAGAUUAUGCGACAACUUUUAUUUAUUCCAAUUCUGACAAAGAAGGAUGAAAGAGAGGUGAAAGAAACACUUUCCACAUGCUGUGAAUAUGUCAUUGCUUUUAGAAUGGAGAUUCAACGAAAGAACAUUCAAGCUUCAGAUACCAAGAAAGCAGCUGAACUUGCUGCCUAUUUUACAAGAUGUAAAUUGCAAAAUACUCAUAUCAUGAUUGGUUUGAACUCGGCAAUGGCUGCUGCAUUCAAGCUUCGAAACUUUAACACAGCCGCAGCAUUUGCAAACAGAUUGCUCAAGUUAGGCCCUCCAGAGAAGAUUCAAAAACAGGCCCAAUACGUUGUUGAUGAAAAGCAAAAGAAUCCAACAGACGAAGUUACUUUGGAUUACGAUGACAGAAAUCCAUUUGUAGUGUGUAACAUUUCUCUCACUCCAAUCUAUGCCGGCAGUGACAAAAUCGCUUGCUCGUACUGUGGAGCAUCAUAUUUACCUAAACAUGAUGGAGAGCUGUGUACAAUAUGCGAAAUGGGAACAUGUGGCAAGAAGACCAUUGGUCUCUACCAAUACGCAAAUUCCUUCAAGUCAGCAUCGAUGCAAGAAGAAGAAUUUUAA
Molecule: messenger RNA, 3675 nt
Organism: Naegleria lovaniensis
Lineage: Eukaryota; Heterolobosea; Eutetramitea; Acrasida; Naegleriidae
Exons: 3
Coding region: 1-3675 (1224 amino acids)
Biological process (GO): intra-Golgi vesicle-mediated transport; intracellular protein transport; retrograde vesicle-mediated transport, Golgi to endoplasmic reticulum
Cellular component (GO): COPI vesicle coat
Molecular function (GO): protein binding; structural molecule activity
Source: RefSeq, a predicted model, not a curated record